Molecule: messenger RNA, 342 nt
Organism: Cladophialophora bantiana CBS 173.52
Lineage: Eukaryota; Fungi; Ascomycota; Eurotiomycetes; Chaetothyriales; Herpotrichiellaceae
Exons: 2
Coding region: 1-342 (113 amino acids)
Source: RefSeq, a predicted model, not a curated record
AUGCGUUUGGAAAGAGAGGAUGACACCGCCGUUGAGGGAGCUUCGUCUAAACAGGCAACAGAGCCCGUUCAGGGCAAUGAGCGAGCUGAAUGCCACGGACUUGUGACCGACAUUGAACAUGUGCCCCCAGGCUAUUUCAUCUUGGGCCGAGCGACAGUCCUUUGGCUCGCCCUCGUCUACACGCUGGGUCUGGCAGUCGGCCCGGGCCUGAUGGGGCGGAUCACCGAUAUUUUCGGUCGCCGGUGGUUCAUGGUUCGCGCGAAGCUCCUGGGCUUGGAAUGGGGCGGCACCCUGUACCCGUGGCGUGAUGGACACGUCAUUGGCACCAUGGUCGCAGGAUGA